CUUGCGCGCCGGCCGGAUUCCUGCUGCGGCCGCGCGUCCUCCUCCUCCCAAGCAGGGAGCGGGCGCAUGAUGGCGGCCGCGGCUGCAGCGGCUGCGGGGAGCGCCAGCAGCGGCGGCGGCGGCGGCGGCAGCAGCAGCGACACGUCCAGCACCGGCGAGGAGGAGAGGAUGCGGCGCCUCUUCCAGACUUGCGACGGCGACGGGGACGGAUACAUCAGCAGAAAUGACUUGCUAAUGGUCUGUCGCCAGUUGAAUAUGGAAGAGUCUGUGGCUGAGAUCAUGAACCAAUUGGGAGCAGACGAAAAUGGGAAGAUUUCCUUUCAGGAUUUCACAAGAUGCCGCAUGCAGCUUGUUCGAGAAAUUAGGAAGGAGGAAGUAGAUCUUUCUGCAAAGUCAGACAACUCCUGUACAAAGAAGCUGAGGGAUAGAAUUGCUUCCUGGCCCACGAGCAGUGACAACAGUUUGGGUGCCUUAUCAGCAGCCAGGGAGAGCUGGGAAUACGACUCUGGUGCCAGGGACCUCCAGAGCCCGGAUGUGCAGAGCCAGUCAGCCCCCCAGAAGCUGCUCGAGUAUGGCGGAAGCUCUUUGCAUCAGCAGGCUGCUCUCCACAAACUGCUCACGCAGUCCCCGCACAUUGGCAACUCUGUAGGAGGAAGCUAUCUAGAGCUGGCCAACACGCUCCAUUCGGCAGCCCUGGCAUCACUAAAGGGAGAUAUAGUGGAACUUAAUAAGCGUCUCCAGCAAACAGAGAGGGAACGGGACCUUUUGGAAAAGAAAUUGGCCAAGGCACAGUGCGAGCAGUCCCACCUCAUGAGAGAGCAUGAGGAUGUCCAGGAGCGAACGACGCUUCGCUAUGAGGAACGCAUCACAGAGCUCCACAGCGUCAUUGCGGAGCUCAACAAGAAGAUAGACCGUCUGCAAGGCACCACCAUCAGGGAGGAAGAUGAGUACUCAGAACUGCGAUCAGAACUCAGCCAGAGCCAACACGAGGUCAACGAGGACUCUCGAAGCGUGGACCAAGACCAGACCUCUGUCUCUAUCCCCGAAAACCAGUCUACCAUGGUCACUGCUGACAUGGACAACUGCAGUGACCUGAACUCAGAACUGCAGAGGGUGCUGACAGGGCUGGAGAAUGUCGUCUGCGGCAGGAAGAAGAGCAGCUGCAGCCUCUCCGUGGCCGAGGUGGACAGGCACAUUGAGCAGCUCACCACGGCCAGCGAGCACUGUGACCUGGCUAUUAAGACAGUCGAGGAGAUUGAGGGGGUGCUUGGCCGGGACCUGUAUCCCAACCUGGCUGAAGAGAGGUCUCGGUGGGAGAAGGAGCUGGCUGGGCUGAGGGAAGAGAAUGAGAGCCUGACUGCCAUGCUGUGCAGCAAAGAGGAAGAACUGAACCGGACUAAGGCCACCAUGAAUGCCAUCCGGGAAGAGCGGGACCGGCUCCGGAGGAGGGUCAGAGAGCUUCAAACUCGACUACAGAGCGUGCAGGCCACAGGUCCCUCCAGCCCUGGCCGCCUCACUUCCACCAACCGCCCAAUUAACCCCAGCACUGGGGAGCUGAGCACAAGCAGCAGCAGCAAUGACAUUCCCAUCGCCAAGAUUGCUGAGAGGGUGAAGCUAUCAAAGACAAGGUCCGAAUCAUCAUCAUCUGAUCGGCCAGUCCUGGGCUCAGAAAUCAGUAGCAUAGGGGUAUCCAGCAGUGUGGCUGAACACCUGGCCCACUCACUUCAGGACUGCUCCAAUAUCCAAGAGAUUUUCCAGACACUCUACUCACACGGAUCUGCCAUCUCAGAAAGCAAGAUUAGAGAGUUUGAGGUGGAAACAGAACGGCUGAAUAGCCGGAUCGAGCACCUCAAAUCCCAAAAUGACCUCCUGACCAUAACCCUGGAGGAAUGUAAAAGCAAUGCCGAGAGGAUGAGCAUGCUGGUGGGAAAAUACGAAUCCAAUGCCACAGCGCUGAGGCUGGCCUUGCAGUACAGCGAGCAGUGCAUCGAAGCCUACGAACUCCUCCUGGCGCUGGCGGAGAGUGAGCAGAGCCUCAUCCUGGGGCAGUUCCGAGCAGCGGGCGUGGGGUCCUCCCCUGGAGACCAGUCGGGGGAUGAAAACAUCACUCAGAUGCUCAAGCGAGCUCAUGACUGCCGGAAGACAGCUGAGAACGCUGCCAAGGUCCUGCUCAUGAAGCUGGAUGGCAGCUGUGGGGGAGCCUUUGCCGUGGCCGGCUGCAGCGUGCAGCCCUGGGAGAGCCUUUCCUCCAACAGCCACACCAGCACAACCAGCUCCACAGCCAGUAGUUGCGACACCGAGUUCACUAAAGAAGACGAGCAGAGGCUGAAGGAUUAUAUCCAGCAGCUCAAGAAUGACAGGGCUGCGGUCAAGCUGACCAUGCUGGAGCUGGAAAGCAUCCACAUUGAUCCUCUCAGCUAUGACGUCAAGCCCCGGGGAGACAGCCAGAGGCUGGAUCUGGAAAACGCAGUGCUGAUGCAGGAGCUCAUGGCCAUGAAGGAGGAGAUGGCCGAGCUGAAGGCCCAGCUCUACCUACUGGAGAAAGAGAAGAAGGCCCUGGAGCUGAAGCUGAGCACGCGGGAGGCCCAGGAGCAGGCCUACCUGGUGCACAUUGAGCACCUGAAGUCCGAGGUGGAGGAGCAGAAGGAGCAGCGGAUGCGAUCCCUCAGCUCCACCAGCAGCGGCGGCAAAGACAAACCUGGCAAGGAGUGUGCUGAUGCUGCCUCCCCAGCUCUGUCCCUAGCUGAACUCAGGACAACGUGCAGCGAGAAUGAGCUGGCUGCGGAGUUCACCAACGCCAUUCGUCGAGAAAAGAAGUUGAAGGCCAGAGUUCAAGAGCUGGUGAGUGCCUUGGAGAGACUCACCAAGAGCAGUGAAAUCCGACAUCAGCAAUCCGCAGAGUUCGUGAAUGAUCUAAAGCGGGCCAACAGCAACCUGGUGGCUGCCUAUGAGAAAGCAAAGAAAAAGCAUCAAAACAAACUGAAGAAGUUAGAGUCGCAGAUGAUGGCCAUGGUGGAGAGACAUGAGACCCAAGUGAGGAUGCUCAAGCAAAGAAUAGCUCUGCUGGAGGAGGAGAACUCCAGGCCACACACCAAUGAAACUUCGCUUUAAUCAGCACUCACGCACCAGAGUUCUGCCCACGGGAAGUAAACUGCAGCAGACCACUGAGGACAGAAGGGCCCAUGUACUUGUUGGGAGGAGGAGGAAAGGGAAGGCCGGCAGGUAGGUCAGCACUUGUACAGUGGAGUGCCCCAACUCAGCCCUUGGGGUGAUUGGCCAUGGUGACACUGUGGACUGUAUCCAGAGGUGCCCGCUCUUCUCUCCUGGGCCCACAACAGCCUGUAAACACAUGUUCUGUGCUUUCUCAGCAGAGCCUCGUUUCUGCUUUCAGCACUCACUCUCUCCCUCCUCUUCUGGUCUGGUGGCUGUGUAUCAGUGGGAUCCCAGGCAUUUGUUUCUGUAAGAUUUUCCAUUGUAUCCUCUUUUUGGUAGAUGGUGGGCUCAUCUUCUAGGAUCUCGUUUCUCCUGUUUCCUCCUGCUUCAUGGGAAAACAGACCUGUGUGUGCCUCCAGCAUUUAAAAGGACUGCUGAUUUGUUUACUACAGCAAGGCUUUGGUUUCCAAGUCCCGGGUCUCAACUUUAAGAUAGAGGCGGCCCUAAGAGGUGAUCUCUGGGAGUUAUAAGUCAUGGGAAGAGCGUAGACAGGUGUUACUUAUAGUCCCAAAUACACUAAAGUUGCAAACAGACCACCACCAGGACUGUGCCUGAAUAAUUUUGUAUUGAGAAAAUAAAAACUUCCUUCAACCUUCAUUUUGGAGGCAGGGCUGAGAAGGGAGCGCUCUCUUGAUUCUGGGAUUUCUCCCUCUCAGUGGAGCCUUAUUAAUAUCCAAGACUUAGAGGUGAGAAUCUUUUUGAUGCCUGUAGUGGAACUAAAAUUUUGUCAGGGGUUUCUUCAAGAGCUGAGAAACAUUAUUAGCACUUCCCGCCCCAGGGCACUACAUAAUUGCUGUUCUGCUGAAUCAAAUCUCUUCCACAUGGGUACAUUUGUAGCUCUGGACCUGUCUUUACCUAAGGACAAGACACUGAGGAGAUACUGAACAUUUUGCAAAACUUAUCACGCCUACUUAAGAGUGCUGUGUAACCCCCAGUUCAAGCCUUAGCUCCUGUUGUCAUGACGGGGACAGGGUGAGGGAAUGGUAGUUAAGGCUGCUUUUUUGCCCCCAGAUAUAUGGUGAUGGUUGACAUAUGGUGCUUAGAAGGUUAAAUUUCAAGCAAAAUGCUCACAGGGCUAGGCAGAACCAAAGUAACUGAAUUAUUCCAGGAAGGUCUUCCAUCUUAAAACAAAUUCAUUAUUCUUUUUCAGUUUUACCCCUUCUCUCAGUUCUACCCCUUCUCUCAGUUCUACACUGAUACACUUGAAGGACCAUUUACUGUUUUUUUCUGUAGCACCAGAGAAUCCAUCCAAAAUUCCCUAUGAAUAAUGUGUUCCAGUGCCACAGCUGACUACAAAUUAAAGUUGAGGAGGUUUCUGCAUAGAGUCUUUAUGUCCAUGAGCUACGGGUGGGUCUGUUUUCAGAGAAUGAUACAAAUUCCACAGCCUUCUGUUCACUGGAGGAUACUCCAGCCACCAAUUCGGAGGGCAGACAGUUGUAUCCUAAAAGCAACCACUGAAAGGUCAGCAGUGAGGCUGCCCAUCUCCAAAACAAAACAGAUUAACUGGUAUCAGUCUAGAAGGACCAGCUUUGGGGUGCUUUGAUCACUAUGAAAAUGUUCACUGGUUUCUAUCAUUUGGUCAAACUUAGUUCUGUGAUUUUUUUUUUUUUUUUUUUGAGAUGGAGUUUUGCUCGUUACCCAGGCUGAAUUGCAAUGGCAUGAUCUUGGCUCACUGCAACCUCUGCCUCCUGAGUUCAAGUGAUUCUCCUGCCUCAGCCUCCUGAGUAGCUGGAAUGACAGGUGCCUGCCACCAUACCCAGCUAAUUUUUGGUAUUUUUAGUAGAGACAAGGUUUCACCAUGUUGGCCAGGCUAGUCUCGAACUCCUGACCACUGAUCCACCCACCUCGGCCUCCCAAAGUGCUGGGAUUACAGGCAAGAGCCAAUGUGCCUGGCCAUACCUGUGAUUUUUUAGAAUUUUUCACUUUUCAUAUAAAGUUGCAUUUUGUCAUGAGGAAAAUGUUUUGGCUGAAAAACAUAUGCCAAAAAAAAAAAAAUCAGUUUUCACUAUUUUUCCAGCUUGCCUAGGGAAACGUCCUCCCCUGAGCAAAGUGGGAUGUGCAUGGCUCUUUUGUGAUUAAGCAGGCAUCAAAUGGGCAGUUUUCAUUUUCACUGACACAGAAAUAUGUGGCUGAAGCAGGAAUAAAAUCCUGCCUACCGACUUCUGUCUCCAUUCUUGCUCCAGGUAAAAUCAGAGAACCUCCCCUUCUUGGCCCUUUAAUUCCCCCAGGCAGAGGCGGCUCCAGCUCCUGUUAAGGGCCCCAGUUUUACUCAUCCUACCUGACCUUAGAGUUUAGUACUUUCAAAUAUGUGAUGAUUUGGAUAAAAACUAUUUUGCAGGAAAAAGUGUUAAUUUUAUAAAUAUGUAUAAUAUAAAAGCUAUAAGUUUUUCCUUUCCUUGUAUUUUUCAAAUACUCCCCAAGACACAAUUCUUGAAGGUGAACUAGGUGGCACUUGAUUAUGCUAAUUGUGGGAGCUACCGAACUACACUGAUUAAAUUAAAUGCUUGCAGGUGCCUGGGUAAUUUUCCUUUGUGAAUAACCUGGCUCUACCUGAAUUUUUCUCUAACAAACAUCUCCAAUGAGGGUAAACAGUGAUCUUGAUUCUGAUUUAUAUGAGGUUAAAAACCUUCAGAUUUCGUAUUUUGAAUUGUUCUCCCUAGUUUCCUCAGUGGUUACCCCCUUUUAGUCAGUAACCGUCUCUAUUCAGAAUUCAGUCUUUGGCUUUUGAAGAAAUGGGCACAGAGCAAAAGGACCCAUUUCACAGUUCCCUUGGAAUAUAUUUCCCAUUGUUGGACUGAGGCAAACAAAACCAACUGUGCAAACCACAAGCAAAAGAGACUUCUGUCCAUAGUUGGAGUGCCAUCAGUGUGAGCUUACCAGCUACAAAACCUGUCAUGGACUCGGGAACAGUAUGAUUCCUUAUUGAAACUUUCAUCAUUCUCAUCAGCUGGCUUGUCAGCUUUCUGAAGUUAAUAUCCAUGCUGCCUGAAACAAAUGUUAUGUUUAACUAGCACUUAACUUUUAAAAUUGCUUAAUUCUCCUUUCAGAUGCAUGCACUAAGUCUUCUCUGAGCCUGCAGCCAUAUUUUAGAGGGACCUCAGAGUUUUAAGUCAGAGCCUUGACACACUACUCCAAAAGGAAGUCCAAAUUAGAGCCCAUAGGCUUUUUCUUAAAAGCUGUUAGGUAGUAGUAAGAAAGUUACCACUCUAAGGAAAACAUGAAACUAUCUGAAAGUCUUCUGGUUCCUAACUGGAUACAGAUUAAAUUAUUUUAAAUGAAAAGUGCACCGUAGUUACCCGAUCAAGAUUGGACUGCCUGUGUCACUGGCAUGAAUUAAAGAACCUCCAUAGUUGCCUGUUCCCUUCUGAAGGUGUUCCUAUGGCCCACAAGAAUUAUCCAGCAAUCACUUUUUAAGUCUAUAUCAGUCAACCUUAAUAGCCCUCAAGAGUUUGGAUUAUCAAGCUUUAAAGUGAUAAGAUAUCAAGAUGACUAUAAAAAAAUAAACAUUUCUGAAAGUGUCCUUUCCUCCAUAAGGCUUUAAACCAUUUGCAAAUUCUUAAUUGGGAGUAUGUCCCAAUCAUUCUAUUAAACUAUUUACAGCUCCACCUACUUCUAGAUUCAGCAAACAGAACUACUAGUUAGAGUAUUUUGAGAGCCAAAAUAGUAAGAGACUUCUGUAAUGGUUGAGAUUUCCGCGCUGACCUUAAUUAGGGUGCCGCCAUAGGGCUACCAAAGUUUUUAGUGAGGGCUGGGGAGGUGGAGCAUAAGUAACAUUUUUUUUCUGCAGAAGGUGAUGGCUUUGUAGAACACUAUAAAAUUUUUCAGGAAAACAUACAGCAAAUUUUCUUAUCCAGUGGGAACAGCCUAUUUGACAAGGAAUGAUACAAGUUUGAUUCACCUUUGAGCACUCUUAUAGAGUUUAUAGAAGAGGCAUAACUGGUUACAAAACAAAAAUUACGCCUUCACUAUCCAGUUCUUAAAGUUUAUCCACAUCCUACAAAUCUUAUGUUUAUGCAGGUCAGGUUAAAGUAAGCUCCAAACUUGUGGCCUUCAGAAGGAUCUCCUGUUUAACACACCUGAAAUUACUCCAACUUAAUACGUUUGUAUUCUCUAAGAAAUAAUGCUGACUGCUGUCACCACAGCAUCACUGAUCUCUCAGUGGCUGUUAAAAUAUAAACAAGUGGAAAAAAAGUAUACAAGUUGAUAGCAGCUGUUCAUGUAUUCUUGUUUUGCUAAUACCUGUGUAGAGAAAAGACAAUUUCACGUGCAGAUCACCAUACAUUUUUGCUUAAAGGUUACACUGGGGUAAAUUGUUUAUCACAUUACAUCUGGGUGAGAUUUUGCAUGUGACCAAGAGGAAGAAAUCAUUCAGUCCCGGAAAUAGCAACUGCUGUGAAAAACCACAUCCUUGACUAGUACUUCAUCUUUCCACAGUCAUUCAUCUGCUAAUCAAUCAGGUGAAAUAUCAGCUCAGCAGAACAAAGCAAGUUAUAUACAAAUUUCCUCCACAUUCACACUGAUGCCGUACUUAGUAAUUCUGGCUCUACCAUUCACUUUUGCACUUUUUGCAAAUCAAAUUCAUGUGGAAAAUGUUCUGUUUGUAGAACUCAUAGUAUUCACUUAUAGUGCUCAUGUCAGGAAUGGCAAGUGAGUAAGAGCCCCUGAUAAUCUGCUUUUGUUUCAACCUAAUGCAAAGAUAAUAAAACAUGUCCACUUCUUUUCUAGUUCUAAUCAGUUUUUAGACAUCAAGACUUAUUUACUUUGCAUGAGAUUUGUUUCCUAUUAUUUGAAUAUGUGCUAUACACUUGAAUUAGAAAAACCUGCUUGAAUGUAUUGUCAGUUAUUAAAGCACAUGUGACUAAGUUUGCAUUUGUCAGUAUUGUUCUACUGUUUGUACUGAAAGUCUCAUUUUAAAACUGCUACUUAACACUGUACUAUACCUUGUAAUUUUUUAGAUUCUCCACUUGUAUUCUUUAAAUGUUUCCAGAUGCCUUUAGUUUUAGCUGCUGUAAAAUAGCUACUUUGCGUUAUUUGAUAUAGAAUUGUUUUUUAAAAACUCCAUUUAUUUAUACAGAGACAUUUAUAAUAUUUUACAAACAUUCUUAUAUUCUGAAUAAAUAUUUCUAAUUCCACGGUAUACCUUAACUGUGUUAUUUAAAGGGUAAGGCUAUCCUUCUGUAGAACUGUUUGUUUGUCAUACAGGCAAAUAUCAAAUCCAUGAUGCUUACAUGAAAUCAAGAGCCCUAGUCAAAGCAGGGGGGCUAGAAGUAAGACUAUUAUUAGAUCAAAAUGGCCAAAGAACCCUCCUUUAUAGCCCAUUUUUAGUUGGCUUUUUAAAAUUUGGCAUAAAUAGGAAGUUAUCUAUUGAAGAGAGUCUUUUCCCCUCUUAAACAUCAUUAAAACAGGGAACGUAAUUAAGGACUGGAAAUGCAAGGAAGUCAUACAGGACAAGAUGGCAAGCAGCUUUGCAACACAUCUGUUAGAGAAAGAAAGAUUACAAUGUUCUCAAGUUUUCACUAUGGAAGCAAAGUAACUAUAACACCUCAGUCAGUCACUCUCCUUUUGAAAAUUUAAAAGUUACUAUCAUAUAGCUGAGGUCUCUAAUGGAAAAGAAUGUAUUUCUUUCCCCCUUGAGAUCCAGAGUUAAGUAUUCCUAUUGCAAAACCUGAUUCUAGCACAAACUUACUUAAGAAUUGCUGGAUUUUAAAUAUCUAAUGAAUUCACAUCUCAAGCCCUACACUAUAAUCUUGCUUUAAAGCAACAAACUUAAUUGUUUGAGGUAUUUUCAUUUUUGCAGAGACUCUCCACAAUAUUUCUUCCUGGGGUUUUUUGCUUGUUUUUUGUUUUUUCCAGACAGAGUCUUGCUCUGUUUCGCCCAGGCUGGAGUGCAGUGGCGCGAUCUCAGCUCACUGCAGCCUCUGCCUCCCGGGGUCAAGAGAUUCUCCUGCCUCAGCCUCCCAAGUGGCUGGGACUACAGACACGCACCACCAUGCCUGGCUAAUUUUUGUAUUUUUAGUUUCACCACGUUGGUCAGGCUGGUCUCGAACUCCUGACCUCGUGAUCCACCCGACUCGGCCUCCCAAAGUGCUGGGAUUACAGGUAUGAGCCACUGCGCCCAGCUUCUUCCUGUUAUAUAAACAUACUUUUAUCACGUUCAUCUCAUACUUGCCAUUUUUAUUGGUCCAAAGAGACAGCAACCACAAUGAGCAACUCAGAACCUACGAUGAUAAGUAACAGUAACAGAAAACCAGGCUAAGGUGGUAACUAAAACUGCCCAAGCAGCCAAUUUUAUUGAUAGUACAUUACAAACAAUCUAACACAAUGAUGUUUUUACAGAAAGCCAGUAUCUGAACAACCUUCCAUCAUUCAAAUUGUAUUUUGUAAGAUUAAAAGGUUUUUAGUUUCUAAUCUAUUAUUUACAUCAAAAAGCUUUCAAAAAGUUAGAGCAUAACUGUUAAGACAUAGGAUUUUGUUCAUUUUCUCAGUGGAGAGUACAGAGUACAGCUGACAUUCUAGUGGGUCUCUGGAAGUACAGUAAUCCUGCAAACAUUUAAACUCCAAUUCACAAACAUGAAUCACCGGAAAUCCUUUGAUAGUCAUACCUAACAAUACAGGUAAAGUCAGUCUUUAUCCUUUCGUUAACACUGAGGGAAAAAAAGUUGCUGUUCAACUACAACAACAUAAAUCUAGAAACAAAAUGAAACCUGUUCUAAAUGUUUCUGUUCUUAUAACAAGGUGAACACUACAGGUGUUUUGGGGUUCCUUUUCUGCUAUCAGUAAUGUUUGACAAUUUCCAAGAGCACCAAGAACUGUACACUACCAUGAACAGAAUCCCUUGAAGUAGAUUCACUUAUAGUCUUUCUCCAAGCAUUAAAAUGCCCUAUAAGGUAAAAUAAAACACUGCUAUAAUCUAGGCAAAAAUUAAAGGUUGAAUCAUUUCACAUAAGACAAAAAUAAUUACUAAAGAAAUAAAGUUCACAAAUCUACUUGGUUAUCACAUUUACUCUAAAGUCUGGUUUUUUCAUUGACCAUAAUAUAUUUAGUGAAACAUUUCCUCAGUUUUUGUCCACCAGCAAAAGGUCUCAAAAUAAUUUGCUUAACAUAACUCAGCAUAAAUAUCUUCACCUUUUUCCGACUAAAACUUACUCCCAAACAAAUUGUUUUAAGACUACGUAUCCUCCAUUUUUAAAGCAUAAUGUAAAAAGCCACAUCAAGUCUUGUUUUGGAAAUAGGCACAGUAUUAAAAAGUCAAGUCUUACCGCUUUCCCAUCCAAACUAAUCUGUAUGCCCUAUUUUGGUUAGACAAAAGACAAUCUUAUUAAGAGAACUUCACUUAAAAAUGCUAAUACAUGAACUAUAAUUCCGUUUACUUUAUUCUGAAAUGAGAUUGUUUUAAAUUUUUAUUAAAGCUAACAGAUAAAAGUCUGAAUUGUACAUUGAUCUAGGAUAAGUCAAUAAUUACCAAGGAUGAUUUUUAAAAAGUAUUAUAAGGUAUUAAGCUAAUAAGGAAACUUCAAAACAAUUAUUUUUAAAAAACAGACAUAAAGCAAAAUAGUUCAUGGUUUUAUUGUCCUUCCCUGUUUUUGUUACUGAAGAAAAAAUUUCUAAUAUUUAUAAAAUGGAAGUCAGGUUAGCUGUCUCCUGUCCUAACUCUGAAGUGAAAUAUGACCAAAGAACUUUAAGACUCAUUUCUCUGGACACUUGCAUUUAACAUUAAAUGAUUACUCGUGCAACAUCCUAACACAAACCUAAAAGGAACCAAAGAGACAGCAGUCCCCUAGAACAGUAGUGAAACGCACAAAGAAACUCUUAGCAGUAUGUCUUCUGUGCUUUUCUGUCAGUGCGUAUAUGUAUAGUGCAUAAAGAAUACAAGUCUACUGUUAUAUGUUCCAAAAGCACUAACCCAUCUAAUCAACCAACUGCUGAAGAAUUAUCUUUCUAAAUUUCAUUCACAGUUGAGAACCUUUACUUUCAUUUGUUGCCAUCCAUAGUCUAUUCCUAAGUAUCACAAAAGCAUAUGCUUGCCAAUCUCUUAAAAAAUGACAAUGCAGACUUGUGCUCAAAAUGAAGCUACAGACUUAGAACCUCAGAUUCAAUGAACUAAAAGGAGAAUACAUUAAAAUGUUAAAUUUGACCUCAGAAAUUCCACUAUACUAAGGAUGUUGCCUAAGACCUCUCAAAGACUGAGGACCAGCAGAACACUGCCCAUUUCACUCUAGAACCACACACAAGUCUGUUGUCCCCAAGCCAAUGUGAAAGCUAUAAGCCUUGAGACUCAAAAGAGCACAGGUGUCCACAGAUGACCCAAACAUCAAAAGUGAGAUCACCUUCUCAGGAAGGAAAGAUAAAAUCACUGCUUGCAAGUCUGUGGCAGGUUUGCUAUAGAGAUGUAAAACAAAUUUUAAAAGAUGGAUUAUUUUAGGAAAGGGAUAAGACACCAGGGAGAAAAAAAGAACUCAAUGGACUUUUUCCUGGCCAGUCACACCAAGAAAAAGGAUUAAGAAACAACAGGUCUUCAAAUGGCACUAAACGAACAGUGGCCAAUAACCCAAAACCACCCAACCACCUGCAGGAAACCUUCCACCAAAAAGCAGAAAACACAUAUUCAGGGCCGUUGUCUUCUACUGGACUAAAAGACUGAAGUCUACUAAAGGUUAGGGUCCACGUGGGACAAGAUUACAAACACAGGCAAUUGAUUUCUGCAUUCACUCUUCAGAGUACCUUUGACCAAUACUACCCAGCUAACGUAAGCACCUCGUGAAAGCUCAUUCCUUUUAGGUUGUGCCUUCAAACUGCUAACAUAACUAGACCAUACUCCUCUGCUAACCACAGAAGAUCCAAGAUAAAUGGAAUGUUUUUAUUGGUGAUUUCAUUAUUCUUAUAACCCAGAUUAAAGAUUUCAUUAUGAACAAUUCUCAAAACCUCCAUACUUUAUCACAGUUUUUCUUUACACUUGUUUGUACUCAGCUGGUGGAAGUCAACCCGUUAGGCCCACUCCCAUGCAUAAGAGUAACUUUCACUCUUUUCCCUAUUUACAGACUACUAUUUCAAUAGUAAAUGCUAUUUGUCACAAGGAAGUUAGAUGGAAAGGAAUGAAUCACCAUUCAGGACAAAUGUAUAACCACUGUGAUGUGACUGACACCACAGCAGAUUAUGGCUGUGUGUUCUGAGUUGUCUUCCUGUAAGAAAGCAGUGCACUCGAGUUUGACUGGAGUUCUACAGUAUCAGUACAGGAAGGACCAGACUCCUCACCACUGGUCUUUAAAGUGAGAAAAAUUACUUUAGAUUCACUGGAUUGCUUGGCAAUCAUACUUCAAAAAAAUUAACUUUAUCCAGGGCUAGAAAACACUCGAUAAUGGCGAUACAUAUAUAUUUAUAGAUAUAGAUAUUCAUAUAUGUAUGAAUGACUACACUUAGGCCCUGCAAUGAUCGCAUUUCUAGCCUGGAACAUAACAUAGCACUCAAGUAUUGAUAAAUAAAGUUUCUUUCUUAUACUCUUUGCCCAGCAACUAUAGCUAUUCUUCUCCCUUCAGGACACUUUGAUUCUAUAACAAUAAUCUAUCAUAUUCUUUUGAAACUGCAAUCCAAAAUCCUACUUUGAAAGCAUGGGGCAAAAGCCUGUACUGCCCAUUUGCAAUCUGCCAUCUUUCUGACACAGGAGUACAGACUUCAAGAGCAACUCAAUUCUAGGAAGCGAAAAGAUGCUGAGAAAGCCCAUCAUAAUCUCAUUUUUAGAACUUUUGGCAACUAGACAAAUGCACUUUAAAGUCUUAGGACAUAAUACAAAAUGAGAAACUCUACCUAGACUUUACCAAGCUGUCAGGAGUACUGUUUGACAAUAUUGUUUUUAAUAACACUUGUUUACCUAGAGACAGGUAUGUAAAGGAUACCUUCUAACAAAAAAAUAGUUUGUCUUGCUUAUUAAUCUAAAGUUACAACAACACAUAUGAACCCCAUCCUCCAGGCUAGAAAAUAAUCCAAGUCAAAAUAACUAGGAAGAAAAGUUAAUGAAUCUGACUUUACUAUAACUAUGAUUAACAUACAAAGAAAAUACUGCCUCAGAAAAUACAGAAACACAAAAGAUGUCAAUCAAAACAGUCUCAGGGAGCAGGAAGGUCCACUGGUACAAAAAUAAAGAUAAAAAGCCAAGAGAGACCACCCUGACCAACAUGGAGAAAUCCCGUCUCUACUAAAAAUACAGAAUUAGCCAGGCGUGGUGGCGCAUGCCUGUAAUCCCAGCUACUUGGGAGGCUGAGGCAGGAGAAUCGCUUGAACCCAGGAGGCGGAGGUUGCGGUGAGCCGAGAUUGCAACAUUGCACUACAGCCUGGGCAACAAGAGUGAAACUCCAUCUCAAAAAAAAAAAAAAAGCCGAGAGGGUAUUGUGGUAAGAAAAGUAACUUGGCAAAAUUUCUAAUUUUUAUAAUUAACUUUGCUCUCCUUACCAUUUAACUGUUGGAGAUGAAAAAAGGAAGGACGAGAAGUCCAUGAGAGAAUAGGUAGUGAAAUGUUUUUAAUGCACACAUGCACUCAGACCUUAACUUUUCUAUAGGACACAAUAUGGUGACUUUUAUAGAAGAAUCUAAUUCCUAUAGUAGGAGGCUGUUAUUUACUCAGAUUUGAAUUCCUUUUAUUUGACAUUACAUACAAAUUACUAAAGUCUUCAAAAGGAAAAGUACCAACUCAUUCUUACAGCGUAAAAUUACUUUCAUUAUAUGUCUUCAUUAACUAUACUUACUAAUUGAUAUUUAAUAGAAAAAUAAGGAUAUUCAAAGCUCAGAACCGCAAGUAGUAACCACAAUUCCUUUGACAGCACUGGAAGACUUUCCUUUAUACAUGAAUACAAAAAUCCAACUUCAUUUUCCAACGUCUUUAACCAAAUUUCACUCACACUAUAUGAGUUCUAUUAGGUUCUCAGGCCUCUCCAUAUGCUUAUGUCUCAGGAGGGUAUCACUAUUUGAAAUCCUAAACCAUUCAUUUGCUACUUCUUAACAAAAAUUUUUUAAAAGCAUGUAAACCACACCCUUAUCUUUUGGAUUACAAUGGUUAGGUACAAAAACAAUUCAUUUAGCAUCUUAUAAAUCAUUAAAGUUAUACAUAAAAGCACCUACAAAUUUUUUAAAAAAUAAAAGAUUCACAGUGCACUGCACCUUGGAACAUAUAAGGUUGGAACAUAACAUUUAAAAAGUGAAUUCCAAGACCUGUAUCUCUCUCAAAGACAUAAAACAUAAUGAAGCAAACCAACUAUUCUUCUCAUCUAGCAUUUAAAAUGCAGCACUCAGUAGAAGUAAAUUAUUGCAUAUUCAGCAUACUCCUUUAUCACUUGAUUUCCUCAAACCAUACUAAAAUUUCUCAAAGGAGAAAUCCAGUUCGCUAAGCAUGGCCUUUCUCAAGGUAACCUGAACACUGAGAAACUAUUACCCAGGUUUGAGGGAAUAAGUAUAGUAGAUGUACCUAAAACAAGCACAUCCAACUUAAAUAUUUUCUGCAUAGUUAAGUCACAUCACACACAUAAACUUUAACUCACAUCUUUUAACAUUUUUUUAACCUCAAACUUUGAGGAGAGCUAAAAGCCUGAAGUUAUCAUAAUCACAUCCCAACAAUACCCUUAUAUUUUGUUCCACAGUGCAUUAAAUAAAGCAGCGCAACAGCAAUAACAUUUAACCAUAGUUAAACUACUGUAAUCACAAAGAUAAUUUGUUGGUUCUUGAAAAGGCUCAACACCAUCAGAGGCCAUACUUCUGGUAACUAACUCUAAUCUCUUUUGCUUCAGUAUUGAGAGCUGAAAAAUCCAACUCUACAGGCACCAGGAAGACUGGCCAAAGUAUGCACUUAAAAAGAAAAAAAAAAAACACAUACCAAAAAAAUAAAAAACAGUAAAAGUUAAAUGGUUUCCAGAAGACAAUAAAUGAGUGAAAAUUAUUCAUCUGCCAGGCAAACCACAUUUUCACUCCUUUAACAAUUUAACAGAAGUCUGGAAUGCUGGGACCAACUAUAAAUAUGGCUCGAAGAGACCCAAGCAAAGCAGCCGUAUUUCUGAAAAAAACAGUAAAAGCUUCCAAACACAAUCAUAUAAUGCAUUAAAAAGCAAAAGUCACAGGAUUCAAAAAUUUGUCACAUUAAAAGAUGCAGGAUUCUGAGUAUCAGAAUUCUAUACACACUGAUUUAAUUGUGAAUUCUCCUGCUUAGCACCAAAAGGGUGAUACUUUCAUUAAUAAAUAGAAUUUCUCCUUUAAAAUCAAGCCAUUUAAAAGCUAAAGCAAAGUACUACCAAGUGAAUUCCUUAAAUAGCCCUUCUUUUAAAAGUCCCAUGAGGUUCAGUGGAACCCAAUUAAAUAGGCUACCUACACAGAAUAAAGAUUUCUACAAUAACAUUUAUAAGCAGAGAAGUAUUUUGUAGAUACCACUGUAAAAAAGGAUUUUUAAAACCCACAUGAUAGAUACACACACACACACAUACUCAAACACCCCCCACUCCCAAGAAAUUCCUUCAGUGAGGUCAGAUGCAGCCAAAACACUAAAGCCCCCUUAACGCCCUGGUGAUUGUCCUCAAUUAUAGCUGAAAUCCUCCUUAAAAUGGGCACUGCCAUCCGUAUUUGAAUUUAAAAAUCCUGAAGCAAAAUACAUUCCUAGGAGUGAGUUAUGUAUGUUACUGUUAUGUAACACAUAUACAUAACGUGUAACCUAGUGAAAUGCUUUAUUUGGACUUGGGUAAACUGCAUACCCCUUCCCUUCUCGCUCCAUCAUCCAGGGGCUUAGCAGGCCAACAAAAGCAUGUCAGUCUCUGCUACUAUUGCAAAUUGGAACCUAAUAUAACAUCAGUUUCCAAAGAUCAAUACUGGAGAUGCAAUGUAAAACCUAGUAAUAUCAGUUUUCCAUACAUAUUUACACAACUGGAAUAUAGAAGAAAUUUCCACAAGAACAAAAGUCUACGAGACUAAAGGGUUGGAGGCAGGACAGUAAAGACAUGACCCAAAGUAGCUGCUGGGUCCCAGCCUCCAUGCUGUCUGCUACAUUUCCUCCAGCAGUCUCACAGGUUUACUGACUGCAUGUAACCACAGCUCAAAAUCACAGCAUCAACUCCCAUCCACUCAAGCCCCUCCAGGCUACAGACUUUGUCCUUUUGAAGUGCUAAGAGUUCAUUUUGGACAUGCACAUUAUAUUCCAGAAGCUGUUCAAUAAAUCCUUUCACUAAAACUCCAGAGGAAGAUUACAGAGCCUCAGUGGUUAGAAGCAGAGAGAAGUACAAAAUGCCACCAAAGUAGAUCACCUGUAAUCCUGGCGACUGUAACAUCUCAGCUCUUGUGUUCAUUUAAUAAUUGGGCAUUAUUUUAAGU
Pongo pygmaeus (Bornean orangutan) is the source of this 16548-nucleotide messenger RNA. It is a transcript of the gene MCC, whose product is annotated as MCC regulator of Wnt signaling pathway. The transcript is spliced from 19 exons. Lineage: Eukaryota; Metazoa; Chordata; Mammalia; Primates; Hominidae. Gene Ontology annotation, cellular component: cytoplasm. The record is from RefSeq and is a predicted model, not a curated record. Gene Ontology annotation, molecular function: calcium ion binding. Gene Ontology annotation, biological process: negative regulation of canonical Wnt signaling pathway. The coding region runs from base 67 to 3111 and encodes 1014 amino acids.